This is a messenger RNA of Seriola dumerili (greater amberjack), 1353 nucleotides long. It is a transcript of the gene clpp, whose product is annotated as caseinolytic mitochondrial matrix peptidase proteolytic subunit. The record is from RefSeq and is a predicted model, not a curated record. Gene Ontology annotation, molecular function: ATP-dependent peptidase activity; ATPase binding; serine-type endopeptidase activity. Gene Ontology annotation, cellular component: endopeptidase Clp complex. The coding region runs from base 60 to 863 and encodes 267 amino acids. NCBI's taxonomy places the organism in Eukaryota, Metazoa, Chordata, Actinopteri, Carangiformes, Carangidae. Gene Ontology annotation, biological process: protein quality control for misfolded or incompletely synthesized proteins. The transcript has 7 exons.
CUGAAACUGUUUCCGGAGUAGCUGGGGGUCACACAGAGGGGGAGUGAAGAGAUUCCAAAAUGCUGUUACGUAGGGUGUUGCACAUCGGAGGGCUGACACUGAAACACAGUAGGACCAUCCACCACAGUCCUGUAUGGAGGAGUCCUCUCAUACCUAUAGUUGUGGAGCAGACGGGGAGAGGAGAACGAGCGUAUGACAUCUACUCCCGCCUCCUGAGGGAGAGGAUCAUCUGUGUGAUGGGUCCUAUUGAUGACUCUGUUGCCAGUCUGGUUAUUGCCCAGCUGCUCUUCCUACAGUCAGAAAGCAACAACAAACCCAUCCACAUGUACAUCAACAGUCCUGGUGGUGUCGUGACAGCAGGUCUGGCCAUUUACGACACCAUGCAGUACAUCCUUAAUCCCAUCUCCACCUGGUGUGUUGGCCAGGCGGCCAGCAUGGGCAGCUUGCUCCUGGCAGCGGGAACGACGGGGAUGAGGCAUUCGCUGCCCAACGCCCGCAUCAUGGUUCACCAGCCUUCGGGAGGCGCCAGGGGUCAGGCCACAGAUAUCGCCAUCCAGGCCGAGGAGAUCCUGAAACUGAAGAGACAGAUCAACAACAUCUAUGCCAAACACACGGGGCAGCCGCUGGAGACCAUUGAGAGUGUGAUGGAAAGGGAUCGCUACAUGAGUCCCAUGGAGGCGCAGGACUUCGGUCUCAUAGACCGGGUCCUGGUCCAUCCUCCCCAGGCCGGCCAGGAUGAGCCUGAGCUGGUGCAGAAAGAGCCACCAGCAGCAACCAGUUCCUCCCCACCCCAAGAGUCUCCAGGUCCUGAGCAGCCAUCCACAGGGACAAAUCCCCCCUCCUCAUACAAACCUGAGCCAUGAACCCACCACGACAGAGCUGUCUGAGUUCUCCGUGCACUUCUUCAGGAUUCAGUGCCUGACAGUUCCUGAGAGCGGGGCCCAUCCUCCAUGGUGGAUUUCUCUUGUCUUAAGUAGCUUCUUCCUUCCCCCUACAGUAACACUAUGCAGUCUACACAUGUGCAGGCAACAUACUGGCUUCAUGCACUGUGACAUAUCUUAACAUGAAGUGAAGUCAUUGUGGGUUACAGCUCUGUUUUUAAUUAUUUGUCAGAUGUCGAUACCUGUGGUCUAUGAGAUUGGUGUUUCAGUUGAGUUGAUCUGACACGGUGGAAGCUGAAGGAGAAACUCGACACACGUUCACUGGGGGAAGGGGAAGCAAUGUUAAGACUACGGAGCCAUCUUGGUCUGUACCUCCUUACUGCAGAGAUGUCCACUGAAGAGUGCAGAGGGCCUUGUAUGACUUGUAUUUGAAUAUUCAUAUUUGUAAUAAUAAAUUUAAUUUUGACCACAA